Messenger RNA from Panicum virgatum (switchgrass), 4500 nucleotides. RefSeq names its product putative disease resistance protein RGA4. The transcript is spliced from 7 exons. The coding region runs from base 1076 to 4135 and encodes 1019 amino acids. The record is from RefSeq and is a predicted model, not a curated record. Lineage: Eukaryota; Viridiplantae; Streptophyta; Magnoliopsida; Poales; Poaceae. Gene Ontology annotation, biological process: defense response to other organism. Gene Ontology annotation, molecular function: ADP binding.
GCUGGCCCAGCCGCCCAGGGAGACCUUGACGCCGAGUCAAGCCGCCGGCCCCCACUCAUUGGGUAGGAGGAGGGCAUUAGCCAGUAGCCACCGCACUGACAUUGCAUCUUUUCUGCGAGUCCCCAUCCCACCAUUCAUGUGAUGCAAAGGGAGAGGAGCCUUUUGCAGCAAGCUGGUGGUGGCAUCCUUUCUCCCUGCUCUGCUCAAGAUUUGCAUGAGCUUGUCAUCAAGAGGUAGAACAAGCUUGGAGCUCUGCGCACCCAUUUCUGCUGGACUUCUCAAUCUCUUAUUAAACAGAUCAUGUUGGGAGCAUAAAAAAAAUAUAAUUGACACAUACUAAUCUAUUCUACAGCCUUCUGAUAAGUGGCUUAUCAAUCUGCCCCUCUAAUCAGUCAUUACUAGCCUGAAAGUUGCACCGGCCUCACCCUAUCAACGACGGCGACCAAGCAGAGUUCAUGGUACACAUGCCUCACCCACUCAUUCCUCGCUGCUGAAGUGAUGUCAAAAAGAGGAGGAACUGGAAUGGUGGUUCAGUAGGAAGUGCUCUUUGGGCUUUCAACUGGCUCCUCUGUUUUUGCAUCCUUUCAGUUUGCUGAGCAAAAACUUAAAAGGGGACUGUCACACAUACUGUCUAUCUGUUAUCGAACAUCGGCCUCAUCCUUCAGCUCUACUCUGCUAAGAUCAUGGAGUUAUGAGAUAGCAGAAGUUUCAUGCUAGACAGAACACAAUUUCUGAUUGAUUACAUCCGGUUGGGAGCAAAAAGGGGGAAAAAUUCAUUGACACAUACUGAUCUCCACUACACUCUGAUCAGUCCUAUAACAGUGGAUUCAUAUUCAGUAUUCAAUCUUACUAGUACACAGACACACGGUUCUGUGCCGUUAAGAAAAAAAUUGAUAUGAAAGGUAGGCCUGAAAAUGUGCUAAGCAUGAAAUCAAGGCAUCAGUCAGAGUUAGAUCACUAAAAAGAAAACCAAGAUCUAAGUUUUGUUUAUCGAUUGACACUGUGCAAGCUGGUUCAGUAAUCCCACUGCCAACUUGCUCUUCUUGCUGGUGGGUCUGUUUCUGGGAUUCAACUAAUGGCAACCAUAUUAUUUUCUUUUGCCGGAUCAUGCAUUAAGAAGCUCCAAGAAAUCAUUACAGACGAAACAAUACAGAUACUACAUGUUAAACAAGAGCUUAGUGACUUGCAGCAAACAAUGAUGCAAGUACAGUGUUUUCUCAUAGAUGCUGAUCGGAGGAGGAUUGAAGACUUUGCUGUUAGCAAUUGGCUUGGUGAGCUGAAAGAUGCAAUGUAUGAUGCUGAUAAUAUCAUCGACUUGGCCAGGUUUAAAGGGAGGAAGCUACUAGGAGAACAGCCUUCGUCAUCAUCAAGAAAAUUAACCGCAUGCAAUGGUUUUCCACUUGCCUCUAGCUUUUCUGCUAUUUUGACACGUCGUGAUAUUGCUGUUCAGAUUAAAAGCCUCAAAAGAAGAAUAGAGAGGAUUGCAGAAUUAGGUACAAAAUUCAAGUUUGAAGCAGAACCUGUUGUCAGUGUUUCAGAUAUGAGGAAAACGUCCCACCUUGUGGAACCAAAUAUUGUGGGAAAGGAGAUUAUUCAUGCUACUGGGACAUUGGUAAGAGUGGUGCUAGACCACAGGGAGAAGAAGGCUUACAAGAUAGGUAUUGUCGGAACAGGAGGAGUUGGAAAGACAACAUUAGCUCAGAAAUUAUACAAUAAUCAAAGAGUAAAAGCUAACUUUCAGAAACAGGUAUGGAUUUGUGUUUCCCAACAGUACUCUCCAGUUAUUCUGUUGAAAGAAAUACUACGAAAUGUCGGAGUGAACCAAGGGCAAGGUGAAAGUGUGGGGGAGCUCCAAGCCAAACUUGCAGAAGCGAUCGAAGGAAAGAACUUUUUUCUUGUAUUGGAUGACUUGUGGGAGCCUGAUGUAUGGACCAAUUAUCUAAGAAUUCCACUAAAUGCUGCAGCUCAAGUAACAAUAGUAGCAACAACUCGACAUGAUACAGUUGCAAAGGCAAUUGGGGUGGAGCAUAUGCACCGAGUUGAAUUGAUGUCAGAAGAAGUAGGAUGGGAGCUACUCUGGAAGAGUAUGAACAUCUCUGAUGAGAAAGAAGUGCACAACCUGCAGGACACAGGAAUGGAGAUUGUUCGAAAAUGUGGUGGCCUUCCUCUUGCAAUUAGGACUAUAGCUGGUGUUCUCUUAGUGAAGGAGACAACAGAGAGUGAAUGGCAGAAGAUUCUAAGCAAUGAUGCUUGGUCCAUAAGUAAACUCCAUGCUGAAGUGAGAGGUGCUUUAUUCUUGAGUUAUGAUCAGCUGCCACAAAACCUGAAGCAAUGUUUUCUUUACUGUGCUUUAUACCCUGAAGAUUGGACACUAUGUCGUGAUGAUCUUGUUAGGCUCUGGAUUGCUGAAGGCUUUAUAGAAAAGAAAAAGAACCAACUACUGGAAGAUACUGCAGAAGAAUACUACUAUGAGUUGAUUUCAAGGAACCUCCUCAUGCCAGAUCCAACGUAUAUUAACCAAUACAAGUGCAAAAUGCAUGACCUCUUAAGACAGCUUGCUCAGAAUUUAUCAGGAGAAGAGUAUUUCUGUGGAGAUCCACGGUCAUUUGAGGGCAGCAGUAUAUCUAAAUUACGACGUGUGUCAGUUGUAACAGACAAUAAUAUGAUUGCUUUACCUACCAUGAACAUGAAUCAACACAAAGUGAGAACUUUAAUAAGUUUCUCUGGCAAGUCACUGACAUCUGAAUCUUCAAUUUUCAAGCAAUUUCCAUAUGUUCGUGUUCUGGAUUUAAGUGGGUCACUUGUACAAAAUAUUCCAGAUUAUAUUGGAAGUUUGAUUCAUUUGCGCUUGUUCAAACUUAAUGAUACCAGCAUAACAUGCCUUCCCGAGUCAAUGGGAUCACUCAAAAACCUUGAGGUAUUGGAAUUGCAAAAUUGUGACAGUUUGUACAACCUUCCUGUAGCAAUUGUUAAAUUAUGCAACUUAAGGCGUCUUGGUCUUAAAGGUUCACCCAUAAAUAAGGUUCCAAAAGGUAUUGGGAGGUUGAAAUUUCUCAACGACUUAAAAGGAUUUCCAAUUGGUAGUAGCAGUGAGAAUUGUACUGGAAUGCAAGGUGGAUGGAAUCUAGAAGAGUUGGGUCCUCUUUUGCAGCUGAGGCAACUUCAUAUGAUUAAAUUGGGAGAAUCCGCAAUUUGUAGUACAGAUUCAGUACUAACAAACAAGAAGUAUCUCAAAGUUUUAAAUUUACGGUGCACUGAGUGUGCAGAGGAACAACACCCUGAAGAGGUUGUCAACAAUAUUGAGAAAGUUUUUGAUCAGCUAAUCCCUCCAAAUAACCUGGAAGAUCUAUGUAUUAAACGAUUCUUUGGUCGGAGGUUUCCCUUCUGGCUGUACAGUGCUAAAGAUUUGAUUUCAUUAAUUGAGUUGAAACUCCAACAUUUCACGUCCUGUGAGCAUCUUCCUCCAAUAAUUGGACAGCUCCCCAACCUAAAAUAUCUGAAAAUCGAGGGAGCCACUGCAGUCACCAAGAUUGGACCCGAAUUUGUUGGCUAUGGGGUGGGUAAUCCCGAAUCUGCAGAGGCAAUAGCUUUCCCCAAGCUUGAAAUGUUGGUCAUCUGGGACAUGCCCAACUGGGAGGAGUGGACUUUGUUUGCUAAUGAAGAAGAAGCGACAGCAGCAAGUAAGGAAGCGGGAAAGGAUGGAGCUGUUGCAAAGCAAAUCGGGGAAGCCCCACCUCCAAGGAUGCAGCUGCUGCCUCGUUUAAGGAAGUUGGACCUUGACCGCUGCCCCAAGCUGAGAGCUCUCCCACCACAGAUCGGACAGCAGGCCACCAGUUUGAAGGAGCUCCAUUUAAGAAAUGUUGAUAACAUUAAGGUGGUGGAGAACCUCCCGUUCCUCUCUGAGGCACUCGUAAUUGCUGGUUGUAAAGGCCUAGAGAGGAUACAAAAUAUUCCGCAAGUGACAGAGCUGCGUGCACAGCUGUGUCCGAACUUGAGGUGUGUGGAGAGGUUGGACAGCUUGCACCAGCUGUUUUUGACAGGGGAUAUGCAAGAUGUCUCCUCACGGUGGCUGCCUGGACUCCAAGAGCGGCACCAGCAGCUGCACGGAGAAGACCUGGAUGUCUACACCUGGUGAUGAUUGUCCAAUCCUGUGAAUAUGCAAGGGUACCGUAUCUCUUGAAGAUGGAAGUGCCUAGCUACUCGUGGACCUGAACGUCUGUCUAGUGCCGGCGAAGGCUACUGUAUAUCUUGAUGAAGAACAACAACAUGAGCUGAUGUUUCCGCUGCUUAUGGGAAGGCUUGUUAAAUGUUUGUUUAAGCGUUUGGCUAGUGUGCAUGUCUGAAUAAAAAUAUAAAAUGUGUGCUACUUGAGUUUCUGGAAUAACUCUGCGAUGAGCUUGAACGUUUUGUAAUUUGCAAACAUGUAAUAUGAAGAAACUGAACCUGCUGUUGCCUGCUUUCUUUUGCCAUUAUAGAUAUACAUGAAAAUCGAACUCUAGU